AUGGACCAGAGGAGCGCUGAACCGGACCCAGGCACCGGCAGCUGCCCGGUCACGCUUUACGGGGAAUUCACGGCCAUCGGUCCCCGAAAAGUCCGAUGUGCGGUGAACCUGACCGAGAAGGAGCUCAUCGUCCAGAGGCUCCCGUCGGCACCUGCCGGGCGGAGCAAGACGGUGCUCAGCCUGGAGGACUGUGUCGGCUGCCGGGCUCACCGGGAGGAUGACGGCGGGGAGCCGGCCGCCUACCUGUCCGCCUACUUCUACCCGCUGAGGCGGCGCUGGCGGAGCUCCGGGGGGUCGCGGCGGCAGAGGGUGGAGCACCGCUUCCGGCUCACCGCGCUCCAGGACCCCGGCGCCAACCUGGAGGAGGCGGAGAAGUGGGCUCGAUCCAUCCGGGAGCGCUCGGGACGGCAGCGGUGUUUAAGAGACGGGUUGAUGGUGUGGGAGCUGUCUCAUCCGUGCCGAAUGAUGCUGCUCGUGAAUCCACAGAGCGGGAAAGGACAAGCGCUCACCCUGUACAACAACCACAUCCAACCGAUGCUCAACGAGGCCGGUGUCCCACACACUCUGGUCAUAACUGAGCGGCAGAAUCACGCCCGAGAGCUGGUGAGAGAGGCCGACCUGUCGCAGUGGAACGCUGUGGUCAUCAUGUCGGGAGAUGGACUCCUGUACGAGGUGAUAAAUGGUUUGCUGGAGAGAGCAGACUGGGAGGAGGCCAUUCAGACGCCGCUGGGUUUCCUUCCUGGGGGAUCAGGCAACGCCUUGGCUGCGUCCAUACAUCACUACACUGGAGCCUCUCAGGUCUUCAGUGAGGAGCUCCUGAUCAGCUGUGGUUUCCUGCUCUGUAAAGGCCUCCUGUCUCGUAUGGACCUGGUCUCCGUCCAGCUCUCCUCCGGCCCUCGUCUCUUCUCCUUCCUCUCUCUGGCCUGGGGCUUCGUAGCUGACGUGGACAUAGAGAGCGAAAAGUACCGUCACGUUGGAGCUGCCAGGUUCACUGUGGGAACGCUGGUGAGGCUGGCUUCUCUCCGCAUCUACAAAGGUAAGCUGGCUUACCUGCCGGCCUCCAAGGACUGCAGCACAGAGGGAGGUUUGAGAAACAACAUGACGAAGCAAUGCAACAAUCAGGCUCCGAGUCCAGCCUCUCUGCUGCGCCGCCAGUCGAGAGACUCUCCCUGUCAGAACACCCUUCACAACUCCUGCCACUCCAACAACUCCCUCAAAGUGCGGCGGGCGGAGAGCGUGCCCCCCAGAAGCGCCAACAAAGGUCACCCCGGCCCACCAGCCUCCCGGCUGCUGCCCCUGGACCAGCCGCUGCCCAGUGACUGGGUGGUGGUCCAGGAGGAAGACUUUGUCCUAAUGCUGGCCAUGUACCAGUCCCACCUGGCGGAGGACCUGAUGGCAGCACCGAACGCCACCUUGGACGACGGCGUCAUCCAUCUUACCUAUGUCACAGCGGGAAUAUCCCGCAGCGCUCUGCUGAGGCUCUUCCUGGCUAUGGAGAAGGGCGCCCAUCUGACUUCUAACUGUCAACAUCUGGUGCACACUGAGGUGCAGGCGCUCAGGCUGGAGCCGAAUUCUCCCAAAGGAAUAAUAACAGUAGAUGGAGAAGUGGUGGAGUAUGGGCCGAUGCAAGCUGAAGUGCACAGAGGUCUGGCAAGAUUAAUCACUGGAUGA
Messenger RNA from Limanda limanda (common dab), 1671 nucleotides. Its product is annotated as sphingosine kinase 1-like. Gene Ontology annotation, biological process: negative regulation of apoptotic process; sphingosine biosynthetic process; cellular response to growth factor stimulus. Lineage: Eukaryota; Metazoa; Chordata; Actinopteri; Pleuronectiformes; Pleuronectidae. The transcript is spliced from 5 exons. Gene Ontology annotation, cellular component: intracellular membrane-bounded organelle; cytoplasm; membrane. The record is from RefSeq and is a predicted model, not a curated record. Bases 1 to 1671 code for a protein of 556 amino acids.